Messenger RNA from Nicotiana attenuata, 1158 nucleotides. RefSeq lists its product as uncharacterized. The coding region runs from base 1 to 1158 and encodes 385 amino acids. NCBI's taxonomy places the organism in Eukaryota, Viridiplantae, Streptophyta, Magnoliopsida, Solanales, Solanaceae. The transcript is spliced from 3 exons. The record is from RefSeq and is a predicted model, not a curated record.
AUGAAUUAUGUCAACAAUUUUGGGGGUCAGAGGCAGGGAGGACAACAAUGGGCACCAGCACCCAACCAGCAGUACAGACCGAACAUGCCACAACCUGGAGGUAUGCGACCCCAAGGCCAAAUGGUUCCAUAUCAGAGACAACAAGGCUAUCAACAGCAACACCAGCAACAAUUGACAUAUCAGCCACCUCAUCAGCAACAGGACAGCAACAUGGAAAAGUUGGCAGCGCAUGACUCAGCAAUUAAGGGUAUUGAAACUCAACCAGGGCAGCUAUCCAUGGCCUUGAAUAACCGCCCCCGGGGAACAUUGCCAUCCGACACGAACAUUAACCCCAAGAAGCAAAACCCGAAUCGGCUAAUGGCAGUAAGUCUCCGAAAUGGGAGAGAUUUAGACAAGGAGAAAGAAGUUGCUCAAUCCAGAAGAGAGACUACACCAUCCACGCCAAUUCCAGUAGAGAUAGAUGAAUCAGCAGAACUCACUGAAGUGGUGGUUGAACAGGCUCAGGUUGAUAAGGGUAAGGCUAAAGAAAGUGAACAAGUUGCAGAACAGGUGGUACCUCUUGUGCCACGAAAUUCCAACAAAGAACAGCUAGCAAGCAGUGAACAAAGAGUGAUGCCUGCACCAUUCCCUCAGAGACUGAAUGCUUUGAGGGAAAUGCCAUGCUAUGCAAAAAUGAUGAAGGACAUGAUGUCAAGGAUAUUUAACUUUCAGGACCUGUCUACAGUAACUCUGACACAUACAUGCAACGCGGUACUGACAAGACCCAUGGCUCAAAAGAUGCCUGAUCCAGGUAGCUUCACUAUUCCGUGCACUAUUGGAAGUUAUGCUUUUGCAAACGAAUUGUAUGACGUAGGAGCCAACAUAAACUUGAUGCCCUUGGAAAUAUAUACAAAACUGGGCAUUGGCAGAGCCAGACCGACCUCGAUGUUGUUGCAACUGGCUGACCGCACGGUUAAAAGACCCACAGGGAUUCUUGAUGAUAUGCUGGUACAAGUGGGAAAGUUUGUAUUAUCUAGCAUAUCAAAAAGACUUAUUAAAAUCGCCACCAUACGAGACUUGCAAGGCAUGCCCGCCAGGGUCCGUAUGGCAUCUUUGCCUUUCGAAGAAUGCCCUUUGGACUUUGUAAUGCACCGGUCACAUUCCAGCGAUGUAUGUUAG